Molecule: messenger RNA, 1266 nt
Organism: Aspergillus glaucus CBS 516.65
Lineage: Eukaryota; Fungi; Ascomycota; Eurotiomycetes; Eurotiales; Aspergillaceae
Exons: 2
Coding region: 99-1118 (339 amino acids)
Source: RefSeq, a predicted model, not a curated record
GUGGAUAUUCGACCGGGAUAGAGCUUGGUUUGAUUAUACUCCGUUUUGUACAGACACUACUUCGUCCUUUUUCUUGACCUAAAAGCCUCUCGUCCACCAUGGCCAUAGGCAAUUCGCUUUCCUACCCUCCGGAGGGUCUCCUCCAUGGAUACCAGGGGGAUAAUGUGGCCAUCAAGGCUUGUAUGAUCGUGUUCAGUGCCAUUGCCUGGUACAACGCAGUCGAACUCAUCAUUCUCAUCUUUCUCACCUUCAAUCGCUACAGCGGUCUCUAUUUCUGGGCAAUGUUUUUGUCUACCACCAUCGGUGUUAUCUUUCAUGCGAUCGGUUUCUUGCUUGAAUUCUUUACCAUCGGUCCCAUUGGAUUAGCGAUAACGCUCGCCACCAUUGGGUGGUACUUUAUGGUCCCAGGCCAAUCCUUUGUCCUCUAUUCUCGCCUUCAUUUGGUCGAACAAAGUCCCGUUGUGUUGCGGCGCGUAUUUCACCUCAUCGUCUUCAGCGCCGUCGUCAUUCUCAUUCCGACCACGGUCCUCACCUACUGCACCGUCUACGUCGGCAGCCAAGCAUCUAUCAGGGGCUACAAUGUCAUGGAGCGCCUUGAACUCACGUGGUUUUGUGCGCAGGAAAUCUUGAUUGCCAGUAUCUACAUUUUCGAAACCAUCAACAUACUUCGCCUGCGGCCGGAGAAGGAACUUCAUCGGAGCAAGUUGAUGUACGAGUUGAUCACCAUCAACCUGGUGAUGAUCUUUUUGGAUAUUGCUCUUCUUGUGUUGGAAUACGUCGGUUUAUAUACUCUACAGACAACCUUGAAGGCCGCCGUAUACAGUGUCAAACUCAAGUUGGAAUUCGGCGUGCUGGGCAAGCUGGUUUCGCUCGUACACACCCACCGUUCUGACCUCACAUCCUCCGAAUACGACGAGUUCCCGAAUUUCGUUGAUCCAGCGCAGUUGACCGGUGAUAUCACCCAUGCAGCUCCGAUGGAAGAUGAGAGGCGACAGUCGCGGCCACCGUGGGGGCUGCUACCUGCCACACGAGAUCUCGCACUCGACGCAAUCAUCCCGCCGAGUGCGGAGUACAUACAUGCCUCUCCAGCCGGGUAUCGGCGGAGUACGGUGUACUAGGGCAUCCAUGACUCUAUACUGACGUCAGCGGUGAUGACCGAAACAUGGCACGACAGGGAUACCCUUGUAUUGUAUCAUAGUGAGAAAUUAUGUGAUUUAUGCGAGAUGUAUUAACAUGUAAAGCAAAUAUCCAUUUUCGUACCGAGUG